This is a messenger RNA of Asterias rubens (European starfish), 2268 nucleotides long. Its product is annotated as loricrin-like. Gene Ontology annotation, biological process: response to heat; protein refolding. Bases 355 to 1758 code for a protein of 467 amino acids. Lineage: Eukaryota; Metazoa; Echinodermata; Asteroidea; Forcipulatida; Asteriidae. The record is from RefSeq and is a predicted model, not a curated record. Gene Ontology annotation, molecular function: protein folding chaperone. The transcript has 3 exons.
CCGAAUUCCAGAAGCCCUUUCCACGCACGAAAAACGAUGCACACUCUGCAGAUAAAUCACAAAGGAAAUUAGUGACCUGCGGGUAUACUGUAAGCCGUCCAAUGGAUUUGGUGUACGCAGUGGAAAAGGGCUGAAAUAGACCAAUACCUAUAGACUGCUGAUCCGUCAAGCUCUUUGUUAUACUGAUUUGAAUUGGAGAAAAACAAGGUAUCAUAAAUACACCCUUUGGGGGACGUUAGUUUUCAUACACUCAUAAGCUCACAGACGGUGCAGGAGAUUUAGCGAAUCCUCUGGAAUUCUGACUGCGACACAACCGUCACGUUGUCCACAAUCUCGAGGAAUUGAUUGCGAAUAAUGUUCCGAUUCUGCAAUAAAAACCGCCAGGGUGGUUGGUGCGGUGGUUAUCGCGCCAGAAGUCGUGGCUGUCCCUUCAUGAGGUCGACACUAGCUGGAGGUUCUUAUGGAACCGGAUGCCCGUUUAUUGGGCGCAUGAAGGGUUCCGGGCCUGGGUCUGGUUGCCCUUUCAUGGGAAAGAUGCAAGGUGGGGGCAGUGGGGCCGGUUGUCCUUUCAUUGGGCAAGGUGGUAGUGGAACCGGAUGCCCGUUCAUUGGGCGCAUGAAAGGUUCCGGUUGUGGGUCCGGCUGCCCCUUUAUGGGACAAAUGCAAGGUUGUGAUAAUGGGACCGGUUGUCCUUUCAUUGGGGGCAUGACAGGUUCUGGGUUUGGAUCUGGUUGCCCAUUCAUGGGACAGAUGCAAGGUGGGGGCAGUGGGACUGGUUGUCCUUUCUUUGGGGCCAUGAAAGGUUCCGGGUCCGGGUCUGGUUGCCCAUUCAUGGGAAAGAUGCAAGUUGGGGGCAGUGGGACCAGUUUUCCUUUCCUCGGCCACAUGAAAGGUUCCGGGUCGGGAUCUAGUUGCCCAUUCAUGGGACAAAUGCAAGGUGGGGGCAGUGGGACCCAUUGUCCCUUUUUGGGGGGCAUGAAAGGUUCCGGGGCUGAAUCUGGUUGCCCUUUCAUGGGACAUGUGAAAGAUGGUGGCAGCGGGGACGGCUGCCCUUUCAUUGAGCGCAUGAAAGGUUCCGGGGCUGAAUCUCGUUGCCCGUUCAUGGGACAUGUGAAAGAUGGUGGUAGCGGGGACGGCUGCCCUUUCAUUGAGCGCAUGAAAGGUUCCGGGGCUGAAUCUCGUUGCCCGUUCAUGGGACAUGUGAAAGAUGGUGGUAGCGGGGACGGUUGCCCUUUCCUUGGGCGCAUGAAAGGUUCCGGGACUGAAUCUGGUUGCCCGUUCAUGGGACAUGUGAAAGAUGGUGGAAGCGGGGACGGUUGCCCUUUCCUUGGGCGUAUGAAAGGUUCCGGCUCCGGAACCGAUUGGCCAAUUUUUGGAGGUACCAGCUGGGGACGAUUCUUCGAACAUCUUGCAAGCACGUCGCAGUGCAACUGGAUUAAAAGCAAAGAGAAUGGCUUCCAAGUUACCACGAGCGUCAAGCACUACUCACUGGACGAGCUUGAAGUCAAAGUGUGGGGGGACAAAGUGAUUGUUAGUGGAAAACAUGAGGCUAGUUCCGGCGAAUCCGGCGAAAGUAGCUCCGGCUCUCGCCGGGACCGUGAGUUCACCCGGACCUACACGCUGCAAGAGGACAUGGAUCCGGACACUGUUACCUCGUCCCUGACGGGCAAGGUGCUCACCAUUACGGUCAAGAAGAGACUUCCUGAGGGUGAACCUCGUGUGGUCGACAUCGAGGAUGGUGGAGACGGUUCGGACUAGGCUAGACUAGUUCGGAUUAGGCCUAGUCCGGACUAGGCUGUUUGUCUGAGAGCGAAAGAUUUGAGGACAGAAGCUAAUUAGUACACACUUUGAAUUUUCAAUCAAUUAAUUUUUCAUAAAGAUGUCUGGUACAGUGCCCGUGUUAGGGUUGAACGAAAAUCAAGAUUCUAAAUGCAUUACAGAAAAUCUGUUUGAGAGCGAAAUUUUAUUAUUUCAAAACAGAAACUCACUUAAGAAAGAAGAAGAAGUCUGGGGUGAAUUUCCCAAAGAGUUUAGACGUAGUCUUAUCUCGAGUCGGGACAAGUAGCUAUUUCUACCUUAGGACUGUCCUUAAGUUUUUAAUAACUCUUUUAGAGUCCUAUGACUAGUCUUAAGUUACGACAAGCCUUACGUUUUUAACAACUCACAAGAGAGUCAUAGAACUGAGUUAGGAUUAUCUUUGUGAAAUUGACCCCAGGGGGGAUUUCACAAGGAGUUAGGACUAGUCUUAUCUCAAGUUAGGACCAAUUA